Molecule: messenger RNA, 1654 nt
Organism: Nymphalis io (European peacock)
Lineage: Eukaryota; Metazoa; Arthropoda; Insecta; Lepidoptera; Nymphalidae
Product: UDP-glucosyltransferase 2-like
Exons: 10
Coding region: 125-1654 (509 amino acids)
Molecular function (GO): UDP-glycosyltransferase activity
Source: RefSeq, a predicted model, not a curated record
GUGGAAUCGAUAGGCCGUUUUAUUUUUAAAUAAUAUAUAGAAUGGUUUUAAAAUUUGGAAUAUAACUUUAUAGACCGUGUUGCGUUAAAAUAAUUUAAAUUAUCUGAUUUAAAAAAAAAGAGCCAUGAAGUUGGUGAUAUUGUUGCUGUCAGCUGUCGCCACAGCGUGUGGUUACAACAUUCUAUGUAUUCAUUCGGUGCCAUCGAAGAGCCACUACCUUUUGAUGAAGGGCAUCGUGGAUCCGCUCUUGAAAGCUGGCCAUCAGAUAACGUUCAUAUCAACUUUUCCAGAAUCGAAAACUGUGAAAAAUCUCAAGUACAUUGACGUUAGUCAUAUUAAAAUACCGCCUCAAACUGACGAUUGGCAGGACAAAUCUAAGCAGAGUAUAACGGUAAUCAAGGAGCUCGCGAGGAACAUAUCCAGGGAUGUCAUAGGAACUCCAGCCGUCAGGGAUGCACUGAUCAAGGAGAAGUUUGAUGCAGUGGUGACGGAAUGGUUUUUCAGUGAUACCUAUUCUGGAUACGCGGCUGUUCAGCAAGUACCAUGGAUCCUCCUCAGCGGUAUAAUGAUGCACACGCAUAUGGAAGGUUUAGUGGACACGGUUAGAACCAUACCUACUAUACCUUCCUUCAUGGUUGACUCAACAAUCCCCAUGAACUUUUGGAGCCGUAUACAGAAUACUUUUUGGUACUUCUUAACGCUUACAGGAUCGUUAAUGGACUAUUCGUUGCAAAACUCCGACUACCAAGCCUACUUCAGUACCAUCGCAAAUGCCCGAGGAGUAACCCUGCCUCCUUACCACGAAGCCAUACACGAUAUAUCCAUCCUCUUCGUCAACUCACACCCCUCGUUCUCACCAGCUCAGAGCUUUCCACCUAACGUUGUUGAAAUCGGAGGUUAUCACAUCCCCGAAGAAAUACCACCACUACCAAAGGAUCUACAGGAUAUUCUAGAUUCUUCUAAACAGGGUGUGGUAUUCUUCAGCAUGGGAUCGAUCCUCAAAUCCACAGCACUGACAGAAAAGACUAGACAAGAUUUGAUCAAGGUGUUUGCCGAACUGCCUUACACCGUGCUUUGGAAAUUCGAAGAACAACUCGAAGGUCUGCCAAAGAACGUCCACGUCAGAUCCUGGAUGCCACAGACUAGCAUUCUUGCUCAUAAAAACGUGAAAGUCUUCAUCACUCAUGGCGGUCUCCUGAGUACGUUUGAGUCGCUCCGGUUUGGGAUCCCCAUCAUAGCCAUCCCUGUGUUCGGAGACCAGCCCUCUAACGCGAUGAAAUGCGUGCGGGGAGGACACGCACUGAUGGUGGAAUUCUCACCAGAUAUGGGGGGGCCUCUAAAAGACGCUUUGAAAGAAAUGCUGAGGAACGACAGAUACUACAAACGAGCCAAGUACUUGUCGAAAAUGUUCAACGACCGUCCCGCGACCACCACUCACCUCAUACAGCACUACGUGCGACUAGCCAUCGAGAGCAAUGGCGCUCACCAUCUCCGCUCCAAGGAUCUACUAUAUUCGUGGUACCAACUGUGGAUGCUGGACCAGGUCGCUUUAAUUCUUGUUAUAAUGUACAUUAUAUACAGAGUGUUUAGGAAAAUUGUUGGGUGUUUUAAAAAAGGAAAAAAUGUAAAAGACAAGAAAGAGAAAAGACUUUAA